UUUAUAAAAUUAUUUAUUAUUUCUAGAUGGAAAUUUAUAUAUUCAUUGCCAGAUAAAGAGAAAACAAAAAAUGAUCCGUGUGAUGCCAGAACUGUAAUAGCUGCUUUAAAAGAAACAAGGAAAAGAUCUUCAAGAGAAAAAGACGGUAGUGAACCAAAAUCUUCAAAACGACAACGUCGUGAUAGUAAUUCUAGUUCUGGUUCUGCAUUUACACCAACAAAUCAACCAUCUGCUGGCUUAACAUCAAUUCCAAAUUCUGAAUUAUCUUCGAAUAUUCAAAAACGUCCUUCUACUCCUGAGUCAGCAAAUCUUUCUAUAAAUAUAAGAAGCAAAAGAACAAAAAAUAACGAAAUUUCCAGUUCAUACAGUUCUAGUAGACGAAUAAUGGAAAAAAUGCAAUUAAACAGUUCCAUUAAUCAGUCUGCUAAACGAAGAGGUUCUUCUCUAGAUCCUGUUACACCAAAUAAGAUAAUUAAAGUGACUGACAAUAGUAAUCAAAAUUCAUCUGGAGAAGUUAUUCAGAAGGUUGAAGAAGGAAAUAAAUCCCAAAUUUCAGAAGAAAAGGCUAAUGAGAAUGUGGAGAAAAUAUCUGAAAGCAAUUCUUCAAUGACCAUUCCAACAACAUUAAAAAAGGGCAUAUCUUAUCGAAGAAAUCUUCCUAUAUAUACCUCUCUUGGAACUCAUAUACAAACUGCACCUAUACCUGCUCAUCUUCCUACAUUAGAAGAACAUAAUAAAGAUAAAAAGAUUGAAGAAAAGCGGUUGGAAUGGUUGUUAUCUGGAGUAAAAGAAGCCUGCAAGAAUAAAGAUUGUACAAAGAAGGAUGAACCAACAGAAAUUGCAACUAAUACUGCUAUCACUACAACUUCAUUUUCUAUUGCAAACACUAUGUUCAGUUCUGUGAUUUCUGUUACUAGCAGUUCCAGUGUACCUACAGUUACAUCAUCUACAGUGGUAACAGAAACAACAAUGGCAAAUAUCAUGCCUAUUUCCACUGUGCCAUCAUUAACAUUUGGAAAAUCUACUGCUUCUAUUGUUACCAGUCCUGAAGUUACUCAAUUACCAGUGUCAUUAAUACAGUCAGAUACUACAUCUUCAGCUGGUUCAUCCUUAUUUUCAUUUCCUACUCCUGUUGUUAAAAAAUCCGAUAAAGAACUAUCUGCUAAAACAGACACAGUUACAAGUUCAUCAGAAUCACCUCAGCAAGUUUCAUUAUCAUCAUCUACUAUUACAACAGCUAGCAUUAGUGUUCCUAUAUCUUCCCCAGGUAUCAAGCCAAAUUUUGAUACCAGUAAUCCAGUAUCUUUUUCAUCAACUAAUAAUACAUCUGUUAAAAAUACAAAUACUGUACCUAACCAAACUUCAACUGCCACAAUAUUCUCUGGCUUGAAUACUUCUAUUUCUCUAACAACUUCCAGUACAUCAGCAACAACAAUGACACCAAGUACUUCAGGUGGCUUAAACUUCAGUUUGCAACCUAUAAAUUUUCAGUUUUCAAGUGAAAGUCGAACACCAUCAACUGCAACAUCUAAUACUACUAUGGCUUCUACAGCAGGUUUUCAGUUCUCACUAACUACAUCGUCAUCACCUGGACUGUCUUCUUUUGUUACGACAUCGUCUUCAGUUUUACCUUCAAGUAAUCAAGAUUAUUCAUCGUUUUGUAUUACCACUAAUUUUAUAACUCAACCAAACACUCUGGUAACAACAACAAUUCCAUUAAUGAAUGCAGUAACUCAAUCAUCUUUUACUUCAGGAAAUGCGAUAAAACCUUUCAGUUUUGGAGCUACAAAUAAUGAAAAUUCAUUUCUUACAAGUAACAUAAAUCAAUUACCUGCUCCAGUUUCAACAACAGGUAACACAAAUGUUUUUGGAACAGCAUUUGGUUCUCCUGCACCAUUAGUUCCUUCUAAUGCAAGUAUUCAAAACAUGGCAGCAACAUCGAAUCAAUCAAUAAACAAUAAUUUAACAUUGUCACAAACUGCAAUUGAUUCACCAAAUAAAACAGUUAAUCUCUUUUCAACUGGUAAUACAUUUAGUUCAAAUGUAAACCCUUUUGGAAUGAAUACUCAAACUCCAGUUUUUGGUCAAAGCCAAACUGCUUUUGGAAAUCCAAAUACAACUGCAAUUGUGACUCCACCUUCUCAGUCACAGAUCCCAAAAUUUGCUUCAAACCAAAGUACUUUUGGCUCUGGUAAUACAUCACAGAGUGCCUUCAUGUUAUCUGGACAAAUGCAACCUUUAUUUGGAGCUACUAAUAAUACUUUCAGUGCCUCAGGUGGUACAUUUGGUAGUCCCGUGUCAACUUUUACUUCAGGGAAUUCCAACAUGAGUGGCUCAACUCCUUUUCAAUUUGGUAGUAACACAAGUGGAUUUAACUUUAAUUUCACGCCAACAACAAAAUAUAAUUUCGGAACCUUGCCGGCUUUUGGAACUCAACCGACACCAUCACCAACUCCAGGACAAGGAGGCACACUUUUUUCAAUCGGUUCUGGUAAAAUGGAACGGAAAAGUAAUUCAUUUCGUAGGAGAACCACAAAAAAGUAAAUGUUAAUGGAGAAAAUAUUUAAAAAAAAUCUCUACAGAAAAUCUUGAAAAUUCAUCUGUUUACUCUUUUAUAAUCCAUUUUCAUUUUUGUUUUCUGUGAUCAAAUUAUUAAAUUACAUUGAUGAACAGGCACUUUUAAAAAUGAUCAUUAUUCAUUUGUCUGAAAUACAACUUAGCAGAAAUUGCCACUUUACAUGUAUUUGUCUUUGUGGUUUUAUAUGAAUUAGUAAGUGAAAACAAUUUCAUUGUUGUCAGUGUGUUGUCAGUAUACAGAUUGAAAUGUUAUAUUAUUAUUUUGUUUUUCAAGCAUAGUCAUAUAUGGAAGGGUAUUAUUUUCUUAAUGUUAUUUAGUAAAAAAAAAAAAAGAAAUAAUUUUGUUGGAUACUGACAUAAUUUCAAAUAAUUUGAAGUUUAUUGUAGGCAAAAUUAAUAUAAAUUUUUAUUAUUAGAUAAUUUUCCUCAUUUUUUCUGAUAAGUUACACGAAUUCAUUGUUGUCAUUCCAUUUUCAAAAUGAGGGAAAUUAAAUCUCUCAAACAGUGGAUCAAAAUCCAGUUAUUUGGAAGUAUGACAUGCUUCGAGCUAGUCAUUUCAAAUAUCGUUCGUUGAACGUGAUUUAAAUGUAAAUUUUGGCAUAAUAAUUUGAUCCGCUGUUUGUUUAUGCUUUAUAUAUGUAUGUAUGGAAGUAUACAUAUAUGUACUUGUAUACAGGAUGAUUAUAAAGUCUGAAACAACUUAAAAUUUAGAUUAUACACAACAUAAGUAGACUGUUUAUCAUUAAAAUUGUUAAAUCAACAUCAGCAAGUAAUUCAGAUGUUAACAUCAGUACACACAAUUUGUAAAAUGGAUGCUUUUGUUCCAUAAAAAAAUUUCGUAUUGUCAUUAAGAAUUUGGCAAUAACUAAUUCAUACAAACUGUCAGGAUCUUGGUUUUCAAUCUCUGAAAUUAAUUUUUAAAUCAACAAAUAUUGUAAGGGAUAAGCAAGUUCAUGUUAGGUUUCAGACUGGAAGCAUCCUGUAUCAUAAUUUAUAUAUAGUUGUGUGUGUAUAAAUGUAUAUAUACACAUAUAUAUAAAUAUACUAGAUAAAUGAUUAAAAGCUUUGCAGUAUUAUCAUCAAGGCCCAAUCGAGUAUGUUUUGGAUUGGCCCACGUCAAAAUAUUUUAUCAAAAUGAAGAAAAGAAA
Molecule: messenger RNA, 3725 nt
Organism: Centruroides sculpturatus (bark scorpion)
Lineage: Eukaryota; Metazoa; Arthropoda; Arachnida; Scorpiones; Buthidae
Product: putative GPI-anchored protein pfl2
Exons: 8
Coding region: 385-2544 (719 amino acids)
Source: RefSeq, a predicted model, not a curated record